Messenger RNA from Candidozyma duobushaemuli, 1746 nucleotides. RefSeq names its product coatomer subunit delta (gene RET2). Bases 1 to 1746 code for a protein of 581 amino acids. The record is from RefSeq and is a predicted model, not a curated record. Lineage: Eukaryota; Fungi; Ascomycota; Pichiomycetes; Serinales; Metschnikowiaceae. Gene Ontology annotation, biological process: endoplasmic reticulum to Golgi vesicle-mediated transport; Golgi localization; retrograde vesicle-mediated transport, Golgi to endoplasmic reticulum. Gene Ontology annotation, cellular component: cytosol; COPI vesicle coat. The transcript has a single exon.
AUGGUCGUCCUAGCAGCUUGUAUAUGUACCCAUGGUGGCAAAGCGCUCCUUUCGAGGCUGUUCAGACACAUUGACAAGGACAGAAUUACGGCGCUUUUGGCCAACUUUCCAGGACUUCUUUCUCAACUGGGAUCUCAAAACACCACCGUGGAAGACGAAUCCGUCAGAUACGUGUACCAGCCGUUGGAAGAGUUCUACGUGGUUGUUUUGACCAACAAACAGCUGAACAUCUUGCAAGAUAUCGACACGUUGCACCUUUUUGUAUCUGUUGUGCUGAAUGUGGUGAGAAGUAUCGAUGAAAAAGAGUUGCUAGACAAUGCUUUCGAGAUCUUGUCGGCGUUCGACGAGAUCGCCACAUUGGGCUACAAGGAAAAGCUCACCUUGUCCCAGGUUCAAACUUACUUGGAAAUGGACUCGCAUGAGGAGAAGAUCCAGGAGAUCAUCGAGAGAAACAAGGAGUUGGAGGCGAUUGAAGAGCGCAGAAGAAGAGCAAAGGAGAUCCAGCGUAAGGAGCUUGCUCGCAAAAAUAUGGAACAGCAACAGCUGGCGAUGUUUGGAUCCCAAUCGGCCGCCGCUGCCGCUGCUGCCAACAAUGUCACUUACGGUUACCCUACCAACAACACGCCUUCAUAUGACACUAGCGCUCAUGUUGAAAGCGACGUAGGUGGCGGAGCUCCUGACUUGUUAUCCAGAAAAUUGGGUGCUUCCAGCGGCGCUGGCUUGCAAUUGGGCAAGAAGGCAGGCAAGGUUGCCCACCAUGACCCCCACUCUCAGCCAUUGCUCACCACAAACACUCCAUUCGCUGGUGGUGCCUCUUUGGUUUCCGAUCUCGUGAAACCCGCUCAGGAAACCGCACAAGCACCUGUGGCAUCUAGAGCUGCCGCUGCAGCAUCUCCAGCCAUCCAGUCAGACUUUGCUUCAGCUACUGCCUCACCUGCUCCUCAAAGUACUUCCAAGCCUCAUAAUGAUGGUAUAUUACUCACAGUCACCGAGAAGGUCACCGCUGACAUCUCUCGUGAGGGCUCAGUUGUUACGUCAGAGGUGAAGGGUGACUUGCUGUUGCGUAUCAACGACCCUCUGCUUGCCAAGUGUAAGAUCCUAUUAAAGACUGGUUCCGUCCAGGGUAUCCAGUACAAAACACAUCCUAAGGUGGACAAAGCCUUGUUCAACAAGCUGAGUGUCAUUGCCAUGACCGACAAGGCCAAGCCAUUCCCUAGUAACGACCAGAGCUCGGGUGUGUUGCGUUGGAGAGCCACUGAAAGCUCCAGCGACCACAUGGUCCCUCUUUUGGUGACCGCAUGGGUCGGCGUGAACGAUGGCGUCGCUGACGUCACAUUGGAGUACGAAAUUCCUCAAAGCUUCAUUGAUUCCCAUCCUUCGCAGGAAAGCAUUGACAAUGUCCGUAUAAUUGUGCCAAUAGAGCUGGAUGAUGUCCUGCUAGAAGAUGAGAGUGGUGCGCUGGUGAGCUACGAGAACACUGAGGGCGGCGUUGUCUUCGAGUUGGCUCUGAUCCCUCUCGACAACCCUCUGGGUACAUUCCAAUUCUCCAUUCCCGCUGUUGACGAAGACUCAUUGUUCCCUAUCCUGGUGGACAUUGAGAUCCAUAGAACCGAGGGCGUUACGGAAGCCGACGUCGCUUUCGGAAAAGUGCAGGUGUUGGACGUUACCACUGCCGAUGAAGACGAGGCAUCCUUGCCAUUUACUUUGCAUCUGAAUGUUGUCACGGAGCUGUACACGGUGCAGUAA